AUGGCACUGUUUUUUCUGUUUCUUCUUGUGUGUGUUCCUCUCCUAUCUCUCCUCUACCUUCUUUCAAAAAUCAUCAAAAACAGAUCAUGUUCAUAUCCGCCAGGCCCUCAUGGGUUACCCUUCAUCGGAAACUUGCACCAGAUCGAUUACUCGAGCCUCCAUACUUUCCUAUGGCAACUCUCUAAAUCCUACGGCCCAGUCAUAUCUCUUCAAUUCGGUUUCAUUCCAGCUAUCGUUGUUUCUUCUGCGAAUGUAGCGAAAGAAGUCUUGAAAACCCAAGAUAUCAUCUUUUGCAAUAGGCCUUCAUUUGUCGGGUCAAAAAAGUUAAGUUACAAUGGCCUUGAUGUAACUUUUUCUCCCUAUAACGACUAUUGGAGAGAUAUGAGAAAGGUUUAUAUGUUUCAUUUGUUGAGCCCCAAAAAAGUAGAAUCUUUUAGGUAUAUUCGUGAAGACGAGGUCUCAAGUACCAUGAAGAAGAUAUAUGAGCUAGCUCUUUCGUCUAAGACGGUAAACCUGAGCGAAACUAUGAAGCAUGUGGCCAUUACUUUAGUGACAAGAGUGGGUUUUGGGAAGAGUUAUCAGGAUGAACAUGAAAGAAAAAAGGUUAUUGGAAAGAUGGAUCGGGUAGAAAAAUGCUUCAAAAGUCUUGAUUCAUUUUACGAAGAACUCAUUCGUGAACACCUCGACCCUCAAAACCGAAAGUCUAACGAGGAAGAAGAGGAUAUUGUUGACAUUCUACUCCGACUUAAGAAAGACAAAGAUUUCAAUUUCACUUACGACCACAUUAAAGGCAUGCUCGUGGAUAUCUUGGUAGCUGGGACAGAUACUAGUGCUGCUACAGUGAUUUGGGCAAUGACAGCAUUAGUAAGCGACCCAAAGGUAAUGAAGAAAACACAAGAAGAAGUGAGAAACGUAGUUGGAAAGAAGGGUAGAGUUGAUGAGGAUGAUCUUUCAAAGCUCACCUAUUUGAAGGCAGUUGUAAAAGAGACCCUAAGGUUAUAUCCUCCGGCUCCUCUUUUAGUACCUCGAGAAAGUCAGAAAGAUGUCAGUUUACAAGGCUACAAAAUCAAGAAAAAAACCGUAGUUUACGUGAAUGCAUUUGCCAUUGGAAGGGACCCUGAAGCUUGGGAGAACCCAGAGGAAUUUUUACCAGAGAGGUUUUUGGGUAGUGAUAUUGAUUUUAGAGGGAAUAAUUUUGAGUUCAUUCCAUUUGGAGGUGGUCGAAGAAUUUGUCCUGGAAUGUCGAUGGGUGUUGUGACAGUGGAGUUAUUGAUUGCUAAUCUUGUUUACUUGUUUGAUUGGGCUUUGCCCGAUGGCAUGAGGAAGGAAGACUUGGACUUUGAGGCGAUGGAAGGAAUAACCAUGCAUAAGCGGAAUGAUCUUUUCCUUGUAGCGCAUAUGUACUUGUAA
Messenger RNA from Lactuca virosa, 1410 nucleotides. NCBI's taxonomy places the organism in Eukaryota, Viridiplantae, Streptophyta, Magnoliopsida, Asterales, Asteraceae. The record is from the annotation of a GenBank genome assembly.